AGCACACUUAUCCAUCAGUUGUUCAGAGUAACGAAAACAACACAGACCUCUUCCACAAUGAUGAAACUGGUGGUGUUGUCCUGUUUGAUGGCCGCGGCGUCUGCCAGUGGGAUCAUUGCUCCCUACGCGUCGCUCGUGUACUCUGCGCCUCUGGUCGCCGCUCCCAACUACAGAGGACCGCUGUCCCUCGCUCCCGGCCAGCCUGCUAACGUGCUCGGCGCCGAUGGCAGGCCCCUCGACACCCUGGACGUAAACUUGGACCGCGCAGCUCACUACACCGCCAAAGCCCUUGAGCCCUUCCACCUGCUCAAGAAGCGCUCCGCUGCCUUCGUCGCACCCAUAGCUCCGCUGGUCUACUCUGCACCCCUAGUCGCUGCCCACAACUACAGAGGACCCCUGUCUCUGGCUCCCGGUCAGCCCGCCAACAUCCUCGGCGCCGACGGCAGGCCCCUUGACACCUUGGAGGUUAACUUGGACCGCUCCGCUCACUACGCCUCUAAGGCCUUCAGUGUCCACUUGUUGAAGAAACGGUCCGCUCCCGUAAUCGCGCCCAUCAGCACCUACGCCUUGGCUCACGCCCCAGUCGUCGCUCAUGCUGCUCCGAUUGCUUACUCCGCUCCCUUGGCUGCCGCUCACUACGCUCCUCUUGCCUACGCUGCCGCUCCUCUGGCCCACUGGUACAAAUGAAUACAAAUUGCAACUAUUAAAUACCAAAUGUAAAUAAACGACUUUACGAUCA
Molecule: messenger RNA, 739 nt
Organism: Manduca sexta (tobacco hornworm)
Lineage: Eukaryota; Metazoa; Arthropoda; Insecta; Lepidoptera; Sphingidae
Product: cuticle protein 38
Exons: 1
Coding region: 58-687 (209 amino acids)
Source: RefSeq, a predicted model, not a curated record